This is a messenger RNA of Yarrowia lipolytica CLIB122, 1737 nucleotides long. RefSeq lists its product as uncharacterized. The record is from RefSeq and is a predicted model, not a curated record. Lineage: Eukaryota; Fungi; Ascomycota; Dipodascomycetes; Dipodascales. Gene Ontology annotation, cellular component: membrane. Gene Ontology annotation, molecular function: transmembrane transporter activity. Gene Ontology annotation, biological process: transmembrane transport.
AUGCCUGAAAAGCACGACCUUGCCGACGCCUCGGACAUCUCGUCUCCUUCAGACAGCCCCGAAUAUUCCUACAACGAGACCAAGGGGGGUUCCCCUCUCAACGGGUCGGUGCAUGAGUACAGUGGCUCUAUCGACGACCUCGAUGAAGAGCGUCUCCAGGAGCUGCUGGUCAACAACGGAGCUGGAACAAACUCCAAGAACCGACGAAAUAUCUUUGAGAACAAAAAGAUCGCAGAACACUUCGCCGAACUGUACGAAGACGCUGAAUACGAAUGCAGGCACCUAUUCAAGCCGGACUUUGAAUGGGAAACUAAGGAGGAAAAGAAACUAGUCAGGAAACUCGACUGGUACGUUUGUUUCUGGGCAUGUAUCAUGUUUGCUGGUCUGCAGAUUGAUCGUGGUAACAUUGGUCAGGCCCUAUCUGACGGUAUUCUCGGCGACCUAGGUAUGGACACUAACGAUUACAACUACGGUCAGACAAUUUUCCUUCUGUCAUUCAUGUGCGCCGAAAUUCCCUCGCAGCUGGUUUCUAAGAAACUAGGACCCGAUAGAUGGGUGCCCACUCAGAUGGUUCUGUGGAGUAUUGUUGCUUGUUGCCAAGCUGCUGUUCAGAGCCGAGGCCCCUACCUGGCCCUGAGAUCCCUCAUGGGUAUUCUUGAGGGAGGUUUCAUUCCUGAUCUUGUUCUGUGGCUCUCCUACUUCUAUACCUCCAAAGAACUGCCUAUCCGCUUGGGCUUUUUCUGGGCCGCCUACAUUCUGACUCAAAUCCUCACGUCUCUACUUGCGUUCGGUCUGCUGCGUAUCAAGACUGACGCUAUCCAGGAAGGAUGGAGAUGGCUGUUUCUCAUCGAAGGUCUGAUCACAUUUUGCAUUGGUGUUGCAUCGUACUUCAAGAUGCCUGCGUCCGCCGCCCAGACCAAAACCUGGUUCCGAAAGAAGGGAUGGUUCACCGAACGAGAAGAGCUGAUUGUUGUCAACCGAGUCCUUCGAGACGACCCCUACAAGGGAGACAUGCAUAACCGAGCUGCCAUCACCCCCAAGAAGCUAUGGACUUGUCUUUGCGACUACCACCUGUGGCCGAUCUACGCCAUUGGUAUCAUGUUGUACAUUCCUCCUACACCCGUCGCCUCUUACAUGACCCUCAAUCUCCGACAUCUCGGUUUCUCAACCUUCAACACCAACUUGUUGACCAUUCCCUAUCUUGCUCUGGAGCUGUGCAUGCUGCUGUUGGUUACCAAAAUGUCGGAAGUGCUCAACGAGCGAGCUCUGGUUUGUUUGGCCCAGCCUCUCUGGAUUCUUCCCUGCAUUGCGAUUCUGAGAUUCUGGAGUGGAGCACAAAUCGACAUUUGGGGCACCUGGGCAGUCACCACAGUGUUGCUUGGAUACCCCUACGUCCACGCCAUUGUGGUGGCUUGGACCUCGCGUAACUCCAACACUGUGUCGACCCGAACAGUAGCUUCAGCCAUGUACAACAUGUGUGUUCAGGCUGGAAAUGUCAUGGCAACCAACAUCUACCGAAACGACGACAAGCCUCUCUACAAGCGAGGAAACACUCAGUUGUUUGCCAUCAAUAUUGCAUGCAUCGUUCUGCUCAUCCUGGUCAAGAUAUACUAUGUGUCGGUUAACAACUACCGAGACAAGAAAUGGGCUGCCAUGACCAAGGAAGAACAGGUGGCCUAUCUGCGUACCACCAAGGAUCGAGGAAACCGACGUCUGGAUUUCAGAUUCGCGCACUAA